GUAUUGGUGGCGCGGAUGUAGAGCUGUACUUCUGUGGAGAAUAUGCAUGUUUUGGACAAUGAAAUAUACAUGGUUCCGUGUGGCAGGAACACUGGCUAGCAAUUAAAGACUAAUGCAAGGGUCAUUUGGCGAAAACAUGUCUGAUCUUUCAGAGAGACAAAAAUUACACCAGACACUGCUUUUAUUUUAACUUUUCCGAAAAGUGACGAAGUCAGCACUUCCUGUUUCGUAUUUCCGCGUCAAAAUGGAACAAAUUGUAUAUGUUGCCAUUGGUAUAGGAUCCUGUAUUGUGGUGCUUAUCGUUCUGUGGAUUCUAUGCAAAUGCAGGAGAAGGUCUAGAUUUGAUUACACUGCCAUUGAUGAAGAGAAAUCUCUGAUCUACAAAUGGGAGACUGAAAAACUCACUCAGAAAAACACCCAAAGAGAUGCUGUUUUAUUGAAUUGUUACUACUAUCUCAAAGACACCAAGACAUACAGUGUUGUGAAUCACCUGCCUGAGAUAGGAAGUCGGCUGAACAAGCAUUGGUUCCUUGUGAAGAACUCUAAAACACGCAUGGAUGCUGUGCUGGCAAUGUUGGAAUGGUCCCCAAAGUCUCUAAUCCCCUGUAGCAAACAGACAAGGAAUACUUUGAAGGAAUUAUUGGACGCAUUAGAGCAUCCUUAUCUAUUGCCCAUCCUAAGCAUCGACGUGAUGUUGGACCGUGAGAUGGUGAUCAUCAUUCAGCCUUAUAGUCCAGCUGGAUCUCUGAAAGAUAUUAUUUAUGGGUCUCGCCCAACAUCACCCUGGCUAGAGAAGUAUGAGUUCAAGGGCAAAGGGCUAACAGUUCUACAGAUCAAGAAUUAUGGACGGCAGAUAUUAGAGGCCCUUAUUUAUCUUCAAGAAAGGGGACUUCCUUCCUGUUCUCAUGUGCAUUCUGGCAAUGUGUAUCUCAUUGAUGGGGCGUGCAGAUUUUCCGGAUAUGAAUAUUCUUUAUUGGGUUACAAAGCAAGGUUACAGCCCUUAUUCAAAAAACUUGUCAAGAAGAAUAAACAGGCUAUUGAUGUAUUGGCUUUUGGGCAUCUGUUGUUCGAGAUGGCCGCAGGGUAUGAGCUGAACACAGCCGAGCCAUCAGAUGAGCAAAUGGAAAGCUGUUACUGUCCUCAAGUCGUAGAGGUCCUGAAUUCUAUAUUCUUCAAUCACAGCGGAGCAUAUCCGUAUUUGGAAGAGAUAGCAAGUUAUGCAUUUUUCAAAGAUGCUGAUAUUAAUCAUCUGAAGAAAAUGCAAGGUGCAAGACAGGUCAAACUUGGCUCGAAUACUAGAGCAAUGUUGAAAUUAUUUCAUACCAAAGAAUCUGAUAACAGAAGUUGUCGGAAGUCUUUGAAAAGGCGAUCGAGGGCAGCCAGCAUAAACACAGAAUCCAAGAAAGAAAAGAAAUCAUCCAGGUCAAAGUCAAAGCGCAAGUCGCUAGACUCCAGUAUCCCUUCAGUGGUCUUCAGCAAAGUUGGCGCAGCGAUGACGUCAUAUCCCCCUGCAAAGGGUUCUUCUAUCUUUUCCCCACCACCUCCCCCGCCGGCUGUACCUCCAGCUAUCAGAGAGCAUGCGCCAACCAAAGCAGCCGCUGGGAAGGAAAGAGGAGAACUGCUGUCUUCCAUCAGGCAGGGAACGAGGCUAAAAAAGGCUGACACCAAUGAUAGAAGUGCGCCAAGAAUUUGAGAAUGCCUUAAUAUGACACUGAUUCUUGUCUGCUAAUAGCGCUUCUAGAUAGUACCGUCUCACCAAUAGCACCCAAGACUAAAACGAAAAGGGCUCCUGGAGACUCGAGGUCUAAAUAAGGCAUCAUAGUCUAGGCUACAAGGUAGGAUACGGUAUUAGGGUAUGAGGUUAGCGUAGGGGACAAAUAUAACAAUAUUGCAGAGGAACGAAUAACCUGGAAUUGGGCUUUACAGUAAAAAGACCACACCUGGAUGUAUGAGAUACGACUGCUAAUAACACCUCGAACUUGUAAAGUAGGUGACAGGCAUGUAUCGUACUCAACACUUCCCAUGGGUUUCCUGUGGCAAAAAUGUGCUUUAUCCAAGCAACACUUCAAACCCUCUAAGUAAAUCUGUAAAGUUGAGAUUUCUUCCGUAUUUCUUAUUACCGGGAGUAAUACAAAUAAAUGGCAAUGACGCUUGUUAUGCACUAGAUAGUAGAGGUGGCUAGCAUUUUAUAAAUUAUUUGAUACGGAAUGAAUUUAUAUGCCAAGAAAAAUCAAGUAUUAAAGUUCGGCAUGCCUGACAACGAUAUUAGAAACGGACGACGUUAUGAUGAUGCCAAAAAUGAUUAUUCAUGUAUUUAAUUCAAUUAGAGUGAGAUGUGCAAUGGUAUAAAGACAAAAACAACUACACUUAGUUAUUAAAUCAUUAAAUAUUUGUUUUCGAGAA
Molecule: messenger RNA, 2403 nt
Organism: Nematostella vectensis (starlet sea anemone)
Lineage: Eukaryota; Metazoa; Cnidaria; Anthozoa; Actiniaria; Edwardsiidae
Product: slowpoke-binding protein
Exons: 15
Coding region: 245-1693 (482 amino acids)
Molecular function (GO): actin binding
Source: RefSeq, a predicted model, not a curated record